This is a messenger RNA of Linum trigynum, 4253 nucleotides long. NCBI's taxonomy places the organism in Eukaryota, Viridiplantae, Streptophyta, Magnoliopsida, Malpighiales, Linaceae. The record is from the annotation of a GenBank genome assembly.
AUCCACUAACCCGAUCUGUCCCGACCCGUCACAUCACUUGAGGUUGAGGAUCAGAAAGGGUUAAGAAAAAGAAAGAGACGAGACAAUUAUACAUCUUGACCCUUUAAGGACGGAUCAGAGACGAGUCAGACAAUUUUCAGCCAUAGGCCACGAGGCCAUUUAUCAACCCACUCGGAUGAGAAAAAGAAUCGAUCUAAUGAUGCUAAUGUGAUCGUGGGCCCAGCUUGGAAGGCCUUGCUCCCUCCCGCACUGGAUCAACGCGGCCCGUUACUCUUUCCUUUGCGUUAUAUGGCUGGGCCAACAAAUCAAAUCUGGCCACUGUUUAAUUGAGGCGAGAUCUAGUUUAUGUGGGAAAAAAUCCCAAAGUACACUAGUUCUUAAAAAAAAUUCCCAAAAUACAUAAGUUAUAAAAAAAAUUCCAAAAGUACACAUGUUUGAGCAUCACCGUUUUAGACAAAAGCGGUGAAGGUCAUCACCGCUUUUGACUAAAACGGUGAUGUAUUCACCGUUUCAAACUAAAACGGUGAUUGCUUCACCGUGGGAGAGAAAAACGGUGAAGCACUGACCUGCGUCCAAACUUUAAAACAACGUAACUUUGUGCUCGGUUAUCCGAUCGUAGCGAAUUUUUUUUUGAUUCCGCAUAAUUUUUCGAGAUCUUGCAAGCCGCAAACGCCGGAGGCGGUUUGGUCCAGCCUUCGUCUCGAAAAUAUGUCGUUUGCUACCCCGAACGACCCUUUUUUCGAUUUCGUCAAACUUUGAACGACCAUAACUUUGUGCUCCACAAUCCAAAAAUCAUGAAUUUUUUUUUGAUUCCGCAUAACUUUUUAAGGACUACAAUUUUUAGUAGGAGAGAAUUUUCAAAAAAUGAAUUAUUUAUGGAUAUAAGGGGUUUUGGGAAUAACUUUACCUUCCCUUUUCAGGAAUCCAAGUACAUUCCGAAAUUAUGUCUAUGAUAAAAAUUGUAGUCCUUAAAAAGUUAUGCGAAAUCAAAAAAAAAUUCAUGAUUUUUGGAUUGUGGAGCACAAAGUUAUGGUCGUUCAAAGUUUGACGAAAUCGAAAAAAGGGUCGUUCGGGGUAGCAAACGACAUAUUUUUGAGACGAAGGCGGGACCAAACCGCCUCCGGAAGUUUGCGGCUUGCAAGAUCUCGAAAAAUUAUGCGGAAUCAAAAAAAAAUUCGCUACGAUCGGAUAACCGAGCACAAAGUUACGUUGUUUUAAAGUUUGGACGCAGGUCAGUGCUUCACCGUUUUUCUCUCCCACGGUGAAGCAAUCACCGUUUUGCUCUCACGCGGUGAAGCAUUCACCGUUUUGCUCUCCCACGGUGAAGCAAUCACCGUUUUUCUCUCACGCGGUGAAGCAAUCACCGCCCUUCUCUGACGCGGUGAAGGCCCAAACAUGUGUAGAUUGGGAAUUUUUUUCAUAACAUGUGUAUUUUGAGAAUUUUUUUUAAAAACAUGUGUAACUUGGGAUUUUUUCCAGUUUAUGUGCGACAACGAUUAUAUAUUUGGGGGCUUAAUUGCAAGUUUGGUCACUCGAAUUGCUAUAAAAUUUCAUGCUUGCCACUCAAAUUAAUUUAUUCCAUUUAUAGUCACUCGAAUUAGUUGAACAGUUCAACUUCGGUCACUCUCCGUUAACCUCUGUUAACUUUGACUGACGUGGCGGUCAACUCUGAUAGUUGACCGUUAAAUGUGUGACGUGGAAAUUAAAAAAUAAAAAUUAAAUUUUUAGAAAUUACACAUCAUUAUCACAAAAAAUUAUAAUUAUAAAAAAUAAAAAGCCGAAUGGAAGCAAAAAUUCCCAAAAUCACUUAUCGCAGCUUCAGCUUCCCAAUUUAUUCAUUACUGAAAAUGGCAAUUCGGACCACUAUCAGUUCUCUGUUCAGCCCUGUUCUUCUCUUCCUGAGCCUCCUGUCUGCCUCCGCCGACUAUUCAAACUCGGCGGCGGCGGCAUCAGAAGCAGCCGGCGGUGGUAUCGGACCAUGCUUCACGUCACUGUUCAGCUUCGGCGACUCCGUAAGCGACACCGGCAACCAGAUGCUGCUGGGUAAGUGCCCUCACUGUUGCUCCCUACCAAACGGCGAAACUUACUUCGGUCGCCCGACUGGUCGCUGCUGCAACGGGCGUCUCAUCGUCGACUUCAUUGCUGAGAAAUUGGGGCAUCCUCUGCUGACGCCGUUUCCGGGAGAGCUGAAGAGCAGCAAUUUCCGGUUCGGGGCAAACUUGGCGGAGGGAGGCGCGUCGGCCUUUGAAGAGCAGCAACGUACGUGGCAUCGUGACCACUUAGUAGCAGCCGUCUCGGCCACCGAUGGCGUUGCGGCCGAAGCCGAUAGCGCAGUUGGCCAGGCGCUUGCGGUGGGAUUGCCAGUUGGGGUCGCAUCGCCAGCAGUCGCCGAUAUGAUUGCCCGUGGAACAAGACAAGUAUCCCAACUUCCUUCUUGCCGUGCUGUUCCUAAUGCUCCUGUAAACAAAGAUUCAUGGUACGUAACAGAUUAACAGCUAAUCUAAAGAGAGUGGGGAAAUAUAACGAUUAAUGGCUUCUAUAAUGUUGGAGAUGGAGCAAUUAUGGUUGGGAAGGAUUUUUUUUUCAUUUUUUUAUAAUUAUAAUUUUUUGUGAUAAAGAUGUGUAAUUUCUAAAAAUUUAAUUUUUAUUUUUUAAUUAUUUUUUAUUUGCCACGUCACACAUUUAACGGUCAACUGUCAGAGUUGACCGCCACGUCAGUCAAAGUUAACAGAGGUUAACGGAGAGUGACCGAACUUGAACUGUUCAACUAAUUCGAGUGACUAUAAAUGGAAUAAAUUAAUUUGAGUGGCAAACGUGAAAUUUUAUAGCAAUUCGAGUGACCAAACUUGCAAUUAAGGGUUCCGUUUUCUUAUCUAUGUAGGAUUCCGGAUCCAGAGGCGUCAGCGUAACAUCCAAGUGGAUUUCGGAUCAGACUCGGCCCACCAGCUUAACGUGAGCCCAAAUUACCAGAGGCCCGGGCAACGGCAGCCCAACGAUCUCUUUUUAUCAUGAUGAUGCAUUAUGCAUGCACGUGGACAUUCUAAACAUGUACGUACAAAUGUAGGCUAAACUAGUUUGGUAAGCUAGCUAGUUUGAUAAUUAGAUAGGGUAGGUAAUGUCAGUUAAUUGUAUAAAUAUAGGCUAAACUUUGUGCAUAUUCCCUUCUCUAGCGAGCGAGCUAGAGCUAGCUCUGCCUAAUAAAAGUAAUUGAGCUAUCAUAAAUCGUCACGAGCUUGUUUUUUUACAUGAAUUCAGAUUAGGAGUUAAAUACACUUUCAUUGUCUAAUGAUUCGUCGGACUGAACUCUAGUGAGAACUUUGAAGUGAUCGAUCAAACCCAAAUCUCGUGGAUUCAUAAGUUUCUCCUUUCUUCGUUAUCAACCUUUAAUGUAUUGAAUACUAUAUAUCUUCAAACUUAUCGAAAAGAGAGUAGAUAGUUUACCUAUAUUUACCAAACAAUAUUCGAAAAUAUAAGCGACUCGAUGGUAGGCUAUCAACCAUAUUCUCCUCCAAUACGUACCUACUCUCAGAGGUCUGAUUCCAGGAAAGUUGGUGACGAACAUAACAAUAUUCCCACUAUCAUGAGUGGUUCUAAGCAUGAAUCCCCAAAGAAGGUCGAAAAAAAGAGAGGAAGAGGCUCUCUUUUUCCAAAAGGAGGGAGAAGGAGAGCUUCGAGGAGCAAUACUUUGUAGCAAAGCUCAUCACAUGGUGGCUUUCGGUAUUGGGCUAACAAACAGAAGGCUGGUUAGCUUGUUGUGUAGGGAGGGAUCAUAUAGAUAGCCUAAAUAAGACCUAAAAGGGAAACAAAGCAAAGAAGCUAGCUAUAGGAAAGUAGAGAGUGAGGAAGGUGAGCAGGUUCUUUGGGGCUUUCUCCUUUGCCGUUGGUAUUCCUUUGCCUAAAACCGAAUCUCAGAAAAACUACGUACCACUUUCUUUACUCGAUCGCCUAAACUCGUUGCCAUGAUGGUGACAAUAUAGAUUAUAGGGUUAGCCAUUGAUUGAAGGAAAGGAGUUUGUGUACUGAAACUCAAACCAAUUUGAGUGCAUUUAAACUCGAGCCAGUAUUAUAAUUGGAUCAAAUAUAGUUAUCCAAUGAUUCGAUGCAUUGUCAUUCCUAAAGCGAGGCUUAUUAGCUUGUAUGAAAUGUGACAUAACAUGGAAGAUGAGUCUUUGGGGGUACUUUUAUUAUCUCUUGAGCUCAUAUAUAAGUACAACGCCUAGCUUUUCAAAACUCAAUUAAUUUGUAAUUAUGAU